UUUCGUACUUUGACCAUGAAUCGCAAGGAUUGUUUUACGUUAUAAAUACUCCGGUCCACAGUAAAAUAUAGUUAGUUGUGCAUCGUGGAUACAGUCCGGAUACAACAUGACUGCGUGUUUACGGAUCCUGGGCCUUAUGGCCGUUGCAAUCAGUCAUAUGACACAAGGUAUGAUCAUUUACAAUCCAACGUCGUACACGAGCCGAUACACCGACCCGUGUUCGCCAAACCCGUGCGGUUCCAACACUCAGUGUCGUGUGGCCGAAGGAAGGCCUGUUUGCAGUUGUCUGGCUGGACACUGGGGAAAUCCGUUGACCUACUGUCAACGAGGCGAAUGCGAAGUCAAUCAAGACUGUCCAAACUCGAAAUCUUGCCGCAAUUAUAAAUGCGAAGAUGUAUGCGCAGGACAAUGCGGACAUAACGCUGAUUGUACGCCCAGGAAUCAUAUUGCUGUGUGUUCCUGUCCAGCUCGACAUGUCGGUGAUCCAUCUGUGUCUUGUCGCCGAAUGGAUCCACAAGAACUAUGCUACCCAAGCCCGUGCGGUCAAAACACCAAAUGUGAAGUGAUCAACGAUGUGCCUGUAUGCACUUGCCUGCCGGGUUACUUCGGUUCGCCAUCUUCCGGUUGCCGUCACGAAUGCGAGUCCGACUAUGAUUGCAGUCCAUCACAGAUGUGUCAACAGUACAAGUGCACCUCAGCAUGCGCUGCGGGAACUUGUGCACCGACUGCGAUAUGCGACGUCAACAACCACCGACCAACCUGCUCGUGUCCAAAGGGCUACUUCGGCGACCCGUACACUUCGUGUCGGGCCGAGUGUCUGUCGCACGCCGACUGCCCGUCGGACCGACCGGCGUGCAUGGGCGACCGUUGCGUGAACCCUUGCAGCGGCGGCAGCGUGUGCGGAGUGAACGCCAACUGUGAAGCUCGGGGCGCGACGCCCAUAUGCAGCUGCCCGCGGACCAUGACCGGCGACCCGUUCGUCCGGUGCCGCCCGUUCGAGCCGGCCGACCUUUGCGAACCGAACCCGUGCGGCGAGAACGCCCGGUGCCAGCCCGGCCACGACAACACCGGCAAGGAGCGGCCGGUGUGCACGUGCCUGCCCGGUUACACCGGCGACGCGCUCACCCGGUGCAGGCGCGGCGAGUGCACCGCCGACGUGGAGUGCCGUCACGACCAGGCGUGCGUCGACUACCAGUGCAAGAACGUGUGCUCCGGCCAGUGCGGCGUGGACGCCGAGUGCAACGCCCGCAACCGCGUGGCCACGUGCUCCUGCCCGCCCGGUUACACGGGCGACGCGCUGUCCCGGUGCUAUCCCAAGUCGACGUCGACCGGCGCGCGCUAUUCGACCAGCGGACGCGUCUACUACAACAAGAAAUGAUCGCACGGUAAUCGUUAUCGUUAUCGUCGUAGUCGCGUGUACGUGUACGGCAGCCUCGGUGUAUUAUUUCGUCCGAUUAUUAUUAUUAUUAUUAUCAUUAUUAUUAUUAUAUCGCCACGUCGCGAUGCAAGUUUGCGUGUUGCAGCGCUUGCACUUCCGGCGGAAACGAACAAAACUCUACCGCGCGACAUUGUUUUCAGUCUGUUUGUAUUAUUAUAUUUUUACGCAUGCGAAAUGUAAUUUUAAUUUUAUAUUUUAUAUAUUUUUAUCGUCUUGUUGUGAAAAUUAAGCGGUUCGAGCUCGACGUCGUAUAUAUAGGCUUAGAGUUGGCCGAUAUCGUUACAUUUACCUAUAUUAUUGUGUAAGAUUAUUCGAAACUUAAACAGCGCUGUACACGCCGACAUCAAUUUCAUAUUAUUAUUACGUUAGACGAUUUUCAAUUUCUAAAAUAUUUUAUAUCGUUACCAUUUUCUAUUUUUUUAAAUAUAUAAUUUAUUUUUAUUUUCUUAA
Aphis gossypii (cotton aphid) is the source of this 1888-nucleotide messenger RNA. It is a transcript of the gene aspr, whose product is annotated as delta-like protein 4. Lineage: Eukaryota; Metazoa; Arthropoda; Insecta; Hemiptera; Aphididae. The record is from RefSeq and is a predicted model, not a curated record. Bases 107 to 1378 code for a protein of 423 amino acids. The transcript has 6 exons.